UGUUGCAAACAGAAGUUGAACUUGUAUCUAGCAACGCAGGUGGAACAAUGAGAACAAUGGAAACUGGAGAGUCUGUUCGCAAGCGAGAGCUGGUGAGGAGGAAUGCAGUCGUCUACGGCCAAGCACAGACAAAAUGAGAGGGGGGUGCGUUGGGCAAGAUUUCGGAGCGAAGGACGUGAGCGUCGGAGAGAUUGUGAUGUUCUUUGCAUUGGAGCUGCAGGACAGGAAGCUGUAGCAGUAAAAACUACAGUAGGGGGAAUUACAGUUAGGGGAAUUGCUGUACUGAAAACUGCAGCAGUGGAAACCGCAGCAGCGGAAACUGGAGCAGCGGAAACUGGAGCAUUGGAAACUGCAGCAGUGGACACUGCAGCAGUGGACACUGCAGCAGUGGAAACUGCAACAGUGGACAAUGCAGGAGCGGAGACUCCAGCAGUGGAAACUGCAGGAGUGGAGACUGCAGCAGUGGAAGCUGCGGACGAGAGCAUCGUGGGGGCGAAGAAGAAACUGGAUGAUACAAGGACCAUCGCAACAUGCGUCGGAACCACUGAGAGAGACGUGUCACAUGUGGAGACGGAGACAAAACAAUUGGCUGCCGUUCUGCAUCAUCCAUCGUUUAAACAAGACCCGUUUGCUGCAAUUCAUCAACACUUGCAGAACACACUGCCGCCACCUCCAACGGCAGACACAAAACCGUCAAAGAAGAGCUCGAAGAAGAAGGGGACGAAGAAGAAACACGGCGGUGGCAAUCUGGGCAUGGACACAAAUUGAGAAGAAUGUGCAGGGGGGGGGGCAUUCAAUGCAUCUGUGUGGCGAUAGUUUACCAAUUGUAUGGAGGGUGCAGGCAAUCGAGCUAGUGUAGGUUCUCUUUGCGCAGAGGUUUGGGCUUGUAGUGGUUCGGGAGCGCGUUGUUCUUCGAAAUGAGGGGAUCUCAGAGGGAUCAAUCAAUAGCUCGUUCCCCGGCCACCCCUCGCGACCUCUUUACGUACAAUAGAUGGUUUGCUGUUUUGAAAUUGAACCCCGAGCUCGUACUCAAGGUGCAGGCAGGGGUUUGAUUUAUGGUGGAGCUUGCCUGGCACGACAAACCAGAGGUGCCGUGUGAAUGUGUUGAAGCAAUAGAAGGAAAACACUUAGGAUGCAAUGCAACCAUCGCCUUUGCCACCGUAACACUGUCAUGUACACAAGGUGACAGCGACGACGCAUGCGCAAUAUGGCACAGGAGAGAGAGAGAGAGAGAGAGAGAGAGAGAGAGAGAGAGAGAGAGAGAGAGAGAGAGAGAGAGAGAGCUAGGUUACGUAUAUUGGCAGUUUUGAGAGGUUGGGGUGAUGCGGAGGUGCAUCAACGGCAUUUACUGUAUGCUCAUGAGUUCUUCCCUUUUUCAUGUCCGUUCUGUUCUAUAUGCUGGUGACCUGUUCAUGAUUUUGCAAUUGAGUUGGAGCCAUGAAUGGA
This is a messenger RNA of Chara braunii, 1446 nucleotides long. The record is from the annotation of a GenBank genome assembly. NCBI's taxonomy places the organism in Eukaryota, Viridiplantae, Streptophyta, Charophyceae, Charales, Characeae.